AUGCCCUUCAUGAGCACUUUAGAAUCUGAGUUAGAUAUUAUACUGGAUGACGGAGAAAUAGAGGAAAUUGGCAAAACAUUUGUGCAGGGAAGGUGUGCUCCACCCAAGGCUCCGCGCUCUUCCCUCGAGUACGAGGAUAUUUUUGCAUGCGAGCUUAAAAAUGAGUUUAUGGAUCUUCCGACAACCUUUGAGGAAAUAUUUAAUAGAGAGGUUUGUAACAGCUCCAUCACAAAUGGAAAAGUAUCCCCGAGAUUUGUACAGUCUGCGAAAAGAUCGAAGGGUAAGGACAAGUUUUCCCUUCUAAAGUGUAAAGCAAUUUUAUCUGAUAAAAAAAGAAGAUCUUCUGUGUUUCAGGAGGUGGCCCGGAACACAUCCAGAUCCACAAAGAAAUCCGCCGAACUGCGCCGAAGUAACACAGAUUCAGAUAUAAUACAGCACUGGAGCAGGCCCAAAAUCAUCAGCAAGUCUGAAACACACAGUGGCACAAGCUCCUCGCCCUGCAAAAGCACCAAAAUAAACGCAUGCACAUAUGCAUUGCCUGCAAUGGGCACAGGCCCAUCCGACAGCAUUCUCCGGGUUUCAGCAGAAACUGUUGCUUCUCUAAUAAACACUGCAGGGGUUAUUCUCAUCGACUGCCGGUUUGAGUACGAGUAUACUGGAGGGCACAUAAAAACCGCUGUUAACAUAACAACCCAGAAUGAAAUGAAGAAGUUCUUCAACGGAAUGGUGGCAAGCAGAAAAGACUCAUCGCUAAUCAUCAUUCUGUACUGCGAAUACUCUUCCGUGCGCGCGCCCCGUCUGGCAAUUUCUCUCAGAAACGAGGACAGGCUUACAAGCACAUAUCCGCACCUGCGGUUUCCUAACGUGUAUGUCAUGAGCGGUGGAUACCGAGAUUUCUACAGGUCGUACUCUGAGCACUGCGUGCCAUGCAGUUAUAUUCCUAUGUAA
Molecule: messenger RNA, 948 nt
Organism: Nematocida ausubeli
Lineage: Eukaryota; Fungi; Microsporidia
Exons: 1
Coding region: 1-948 (315 amino acids)
Biological process (GO): G2/M transition of mitotic cell cycle; protein dephosphorylation; positive regulation of G2/M transition of mitotic cell cycle
Cellular component (GO): nucleus; cytoplasm
Molecular function (GO): protein tyrosine phosphatase activity
Source: RefSeq, a predicted model, not a curated record